Molecule: messenger RNA, 1715 nt
Organism: Arachis stenosperma
Lineage: Eukaryota; Viridiplantae; Streptophyta; Magnoliopsida; Fabales; Fabaceae
Product: probable anion transporter 3, chloroplastic
Exons: 4
Coding region: 267-1187 (306 amino acids)
Biological process (GO): transmembrane transport
Cellular component (GO): plastid
Molecular function (GO): phosphate transmembrane transporter activity
Source: RefSeq, a predicted model, not a curated record
AACAACAUUAACUAUUAACAUAAAUUUUUCUUUCUUUUCUUUCUUCACUUGCAAUUCUUGGGGGGUUGUUGUGCAAAAUGCACUAUACUCAUUCCCCACCAACCUAACCCUUUUAUUAUACUUUGCAAAUCAUUACAACCGUGUUCCCUACAAACAAUCUCUUUCUUCCAUUAUGAUUUCACAUAUUUUUUCAAAUUAAAUGACUCUGUAAAACUGUAACACACUUCUCUUUGGAACCAUUCUCUAUUUUCAUUUUCCCUUCAAGAAUGGCUGCUAACAUAAAUUUAGCUCCUUCAUCUAUGUCCGCCACAAGGAGGUUCCAUUUUUCUUCAUCUUCUUCUUGUUCCUUGGCACCCCAUUUGAGUUUUAGAAGGACCAAGUUGGGAUUUGAAUCCAAAAUCCCAUCUUUAGUACUGAAAGGAUGGAGAAGAACAGAGAAUUUGGAGAGCAAGAAAAGGAAAGAACAAGAACAUCAACAAUGGAGGAGUACCAGUACCAAUGUGAGGUGCACUGCAGAGGGAAUAGAUGGAGGCAUGUUCAUUGGAAAAAGAGCCAAAGAAGAAGGUGUUAGGAUUCCAGAGAGGUUUAAGGUGGUGAGUUUGGUGGCAUGUGUUAUGUGUCUUUGUAAUGCUGACAGGGUUGUUAUGUCUGUGGCGGUUGUUCCUCUUGCUUCAAAAUAUGGAUGGUCAAGUUCUUUUCUUGGCAUUGUUCAGUCAUCAUUCUUGUGGGGAUACAUAUUCUCCUCUGUGGUUGGAGGAGCUUUGGUGGACAGGUAUGGAGGGAAAAGGGUGCUGGCAUGGGGUGUUCUUUUGUGGUCUCUGGCAACUCUUCUUACCCCUUUGGCAGCCAACCACUCCACAACAAGCUUAUUGGCAAUUCGCGCCUUCUUCGGCCUAGCUGAAGGAGUGGCGCUUCCAUCCAUGAGCACUCUCAUGUCGAGUUGGUUCCCAAGUAAUGAGAGGGCGAGUGCAGUUGGAAUUUCAAUGGCUGGAUUUCAUCUUGGCAAUGUUAUAGGCUUGUUGCUCACACCAAUUAUGUUGUCCACUAUCGGAAUCUCCGGUCCUUUUAUCUUAUUCUCCUCUCUUGGGUUGCUCUGGGCGACAACAUGGGCGUAUCGAGUUACAGAUGAUCCUCAAGAAAGUAAUUUAUGGCUGAAAUUGAGGGAGCUGAGCAAAAAUCUGAUUUAGGCUGAAAAAGGACUGCUGAGGCUGUUGGAUUCUGACCUCCCUGCACUCGAAAUGGAUUUUCUGGAGCUACAGGAGUUCAAUUGGCGCGCUCUCAACGGCGUUGGAAAGUAGACAUCCAGGGUUUCCAGCAAUAUAUAAUAGUCCAUACUUUGCGCGAAGAUAGACGACGUAAACUGGCGUUCAACGCCAGUAUCAUGCUGCUGUCUGGCGUCCAGCGCCAGAAACAGGUUACAAGUUGGAGUUCAACGCCCAAAACACGUCACAACCUGGCGUUGAACGCCCAAAACAGCCCAGGCACGUGAGAAGCUUAAGUCUCAGCCCCAGCACACACCAAGUGGGCCCCAGAAGUGGAUUUCUGCACUAUCUAUCAUAGUUUACUCAUUUUCUGUAAACCUUAGUUAUUAGUUUACUAUUUAAACAACUUUUAGAGACUUAUUUUGUACCUCAUGACAUUUUAGAUCUAAAAUUUGUACCUUUUGGCAGCAUGAGUCUCUAAACUCCAUUGUUGGGGGUGAGGAGCUCUGCAGC